AUGCGCCAGGGCAAGCAACAACUCAAGUCAUGGGGACAGGAAGAAGGACGGAAGAUUCCAGCAGGACCCUCGCUCCGCACUGUGAUCCGGACCCCAACCGGUUGGGGUCCAAGCCACAUUCCUCCCUACACCCGUCCACGUGCUCAACAUAUGGUCUCCGACAGUUAUUUCAGUUGGAAUAGUUGGAAUGUGUGCUUCUGUACUGAGCAGAAUUGCGCCCAAUUGACCCGUUCAAUAGGAAAUCCACAAUCCAUGGACGACAUUCGACGCUUCAUGUGUGGAGGACUCGGACCGCCGACGCUGAUAGCCAACGAGAGAGUCGACGCAGAUGCCUUUCAACGAGCAGUAGCCUUGAUCGCGCACCAAGGCACUGAACUGUUGGGAGCACAAGAGGCAGGAGAUUACUAUUGGCGACUUGACGAGACGUUCUUUCACAGAGCCCAUUUCGCAAGGGUGCUAAGAAGCAUCGGUCUUUUGGGGAGCACCCAGGUCUUGUCCACUUUUGAGCCACCAGACUAUUCCCAGUCUUCUUCGGACGAUAUUAUGGAUGUGCUGGCUACGACACAGCCAGUUUCUGUAAACCUAGCACCGUCACCAACUCAGCUGGAAGCGGCUGCCAGGAGGCUGCUCGACGCGGGAUUCUCAACCACAACAUACCGGCUCAGACACACGGAGCUCUCGACCUUUUUUAGCCUUACUUCUUCGGCUGAGGGUUUCGAAUGUCAAAUGGGGCAGGGAUUAUUACUUUGGGUCCUUCGCGGACGAGGAUCCGGCGGAUGAGGUGUUGGCUAACGCGAUGGCUGCAAGACUGAUCGGCAGUAAUAAGGCAGACUUUGACAAGGCUUUAGAACUGACGAUGGAUGCAUUGGUAA
Messenger RNA from Aspergillus fijiensis CBS 313.89, 872 nucleotides. RefSeq lists its product as uncharacterized. Lineage: Eukaryota; Fungi; Ascomycota; Eurotiomycetes; Eurotiales; Aspergillaceae. The transcript has 5 exons. The coding region runs from base 1 to 780 and encodes 259 amino acids. The record is from RefSeq and is a predicted model, not a curated record.